This is a messenger RNA of Plasmopara halstedii, 924 nucleotides long. RefSeq lists its product as uncharacterized. The coding region runs from base 1 to 924 and encodes 307 amino acids. The record is from RefSeq and is a predicted model, not a curated record. Lineage: Eukaryota; Oomycota; Peronosporomycetes; Peronosporales; Peronosporaceae. The transcript has 3 exons.
AUGGUGGUGUCUGGAACACUGACUUUCCAUGUCCAUCGACUCAAUACUGUCAAAGGUGACAAGCCGAACAAAAAGCUAUCUGUGCGUCUGGCUGCAGGCAACAAUUCUGUUCAAUCGAAAUUCCUGACGACUGACACUGAAAUUGAAGAAGUUUUGCGUUUUAACGUCCAAGCAUCGACUGAGUCGGAAGAAGUUCUUAUUGAAUUGCUCGAGGAAGGUGAAGAAAAGCCGAUAGUAUCUGUGCCACAACCACUUGGAGCUUUUAUCCAAGGCGUUGCAAACCAAUGGCUGCCGUGUACGUUCGGUUCCAUGAUAAAUUCACAUACUUUAGAUAUCGUCUAUAGCGCUGAAUGGACGCAAAUGAAGCAAGUCGACAAAAUUGUUCCGUCUGCGGAGACGCACCGGCCGUGGUUCAUGCGAGCCUCGUACUAUUACGAAACGAGCAAAAAUCUGUACGAUUACACGACUAGCUUUCGCGUGGUAAAACCAUUUGCUCAUUUGGGUAAAGCCACAGUCAAUACGGUUUUAGCUACUGUGACUGGGAAGACGCUCUUCGACGUGGAUCAAUCGUUGGUUGUACCAGUGCUAAAUUCGGUUGACAACAAGGUGGAUGCUACAAUUUCAGUGGCGUUCACCAAACUAUAUAAAGGUCAGCAAUUUGCCGUAAACACGAAGAACAAAGCAGUUCGUGGAGUAUCGAAUGUGGUUCGCAAGACCGGCAACACUGCAGUUCGAGCGACAAAUUAUACGACCGACAAAGUGGCUAUGGCAUCGGGUGCGGUGAUUGGCACAAUUGCUGGUGCAACAAAUUUCGCAAGCUCUCAAGUCAAGCACGCGUCGUCGUCAACAUUCGGAGCAGUGCGGGGAGUAACAUAUUCGGUUGCCCGUCAUAUACCCAUUCUCGGGUCCAAAAUACGGGCCUGA